Molecule: messenger RNA, 4410 nt
Organism: Hippocampus comes (tiger tail seahorse)
Lineage: Eukaryota; Metazoa; Chordata; Actinopteri; Syngnathiformes; Syngnathidae
Product: round spermatid basic protein 1-like
Exons: 9
Coding region: 116-3295 (1059 amino acids)
Cellular component (GO): nucleus
Source: RefSeq, a predicted model, not a curated record
UACUUCCGCGUUGCUCUUCCGCCUGUUGUACGUGCUUGCGGAGCAUCUAAGCCCCGCCUUCUAUUGGCUCUGACGCACCACUUACGUCUGGCCGUAAAAAAUAGAAACUUCCAAGAUGGCCGAGUCCGUGGACUCCAUGCAUUUCGCAGCGAACAGCCAAACAAAUUCCCCCCAAGCGCUGUUAGCUAAACGGCCGCCAGAGAGCCGACCGCAGUCUUCCAGCGACAUUCACCCACCGCCCACAAAGAAGAUCCGCGUGGAGGAGAAGCGGCCCAAGCACCGGAAAGUCAACGGAGAGGUGUGCACUGUGGAAAAACACAACGGGAAACCGAGUUGUGGGAGCCCAGCGAAAUGGAGUUUCGGCCCGGCCAAGGCGAGCCACUCCGCCGCCCCCACCGCUACCGCGGUGGUGGUGCCAGGAGCAGCAGCAGCUCCCGCACGGAAAAUUUUCAAAAUAAGCAACUUCCUCGCCUCGCCGUCCAAAGAGAAACGGGCGAAGGAGAAACGGCAUCGGGAGAAAAGCGGCGAAGCGCAGCGCAGUUCGGCCGCGGCAGUGGAGAAAGUCAGCCCCGCUAGCUGCCAUACAAAGACCGAGAACGGCGACGUGAAGACACCACAGAGAGAUUACAACAGCAAAGACAAGGAGCGGGACAGCAAGAAGGAAAGAAGCAGCAAAGAGUGGAAAAACCACAACCUGCCGCCAGAACGUGACAUCUCAAAGGAAAACGGGGAACUGGUGUUCCCUCUUCAGAGAGAGCCCAAAGAGAAGCCCAAAGCCAGUUCCCAAGAAGACCUCUUGCUCAAGAAGCUGAAGAAGAAGAAGAAAAAGAAGCACAAAGAUGGUGAGCGAGCCAAAGAGAGGCACGGACGCCCCAAAAUGUACCACCGCUCGUGCCAGACUGUUUAUUCCGGAGUGUCUCUUGGAUUGGCCGAGUUCCUCAGCCGAAUUAACGGCAACAGCGGCGGUGGAGGCGGACUGCUUCACAGCACACAGCACCCGGACCCCGCAUCUAUACCCGCCGCGGUCAGAGAGAGACUGGGCUACAUCUCACCGCUCCACUGCACGCCCACGCCGAGUCUGCCCGGGCUGGAGUUUGGCCACCUGAUUCACGUGGAGAUGCAGGCCAACGGGGGCGCGUCGGUGGUGCGCGCCUAUGGCGAGCAGCUCUCGGCCCUGCCGCCGGCCGAGAUGCAACGCUUUGCCCAGGAGUUUGUCACCUUGUCGUUCAGCGAGGAUGGAGCCCAGGCGGCGUGUUUCGUCAUGGGCAUCAUUCACGGAGCGGCGUCCUACCUCCCGGACUUUCUGGAUUACUUCUCCUACAAUUUCCCCAACGCCCCGGUAAAGAUGGAGGUGCUCGGGAAGAAGGACAUCGAGACCACCACCAUGGCCAACUUCCACACUCAGGUGAAGCGGACAUACUCCCAGGGAACGUACCGGGCCGGGGCCAUGCGGCAGGUCAGUCUGGUGGGUGCGGUUGAUGAGGAGGUCGGGGAUUACUUCCCCGAGUUCAUCCGCAUGUUGGAGGACUCUCCCUUUCUGGAGCGGACUCUGCCUUGGGGAACCUUCUCCAGUCUGCGGUUGCAAAGCCCCACGGAGAGCGACGACGGCCCCAUCAUGUGGGUCCGACCAGGAGAGCAGAUGAUCCCCAUGGCCGACAUGCCCAAGUCUCCCUUUAAAAGGAAAAGGUCCACCAAUGAGAUCAAGAACCUACAGUAUCUGCCCAGAGCCAGCGAGCCCCGCGAGAUGCUUUUCGAGGACCGGACGCGAGCCCACGCCGAUCACAUCGGGCAGGGUUUUGAGAGACAGACGACCGCCGCCGUGGGCGUGCUGAAGGCCGUACGCUGCGGAGAAGACAGCGACACACCUGCGCGCAUCACCAAAGACGUGGUGUGCUUUCACGCCGCAGACUUUCCAGACGUGGUCAUGAGGCUGCAGCUGGACCUCCACGAGCCGCCGCUGUCUCAGUGCGUCCAGUGGAUCGACGACGCCAAGCUGAACCAGCUGCGCCGAGAGGGCAUCCGCUAUGCCCGCAUCCAGCUCUACCACGACGACAUCUACUUCAUCCCCAGGGGCGUCAUCCACCAGUUCAAAACGGUGUCGGCUGUUUGCAGCUUGGCUUGGCACAUCCGACUCAAGCAGUACCACCAACACGAAGCUGUGGGGGAGGAAUUGGAGAAGUGUUCUCCUCGUGACGUCACGCUGCCUAUCAAGGAGGAGGAGCUCGAGGACAAGGUGAUGAAACUAGAGGAGGAGCUACCUUCGCCACUGCCCUGUAAGGAGGAAGAGGAGUCACGCGCGCUAAUGGAGGAGGAGGUGCAAGAGGUGAGAAAGGAGGAGGUGGAACAAUGUCCAGGUGAAGUUCAACAGGAAGUUGGCGCUUCCUUGAAGCCACCGCCAAUCAGGAAGGAGAACUACAGCGAGGAGGAGAGGCUCCACAAGACCGCCAAGAAGGAGAGGGCACGAUGGGAGAAGGAGGACAGGAGUAAAGAGGAAAAGGAGAGGAGUAAAGAGGAAAAGGAGAGGAGUAGAGAGGAAAAGGAGAGGAGUAGAGAAGAGGAGAGAAGUAAAGAGAAAGAGAGGACUAAAGAUGAGAGGGAAAGGACUAAAGAGGAGAGGACUAAAGAGGAGAAGGAGAGGAUUAAAGAGGAGAAGGAAAGGAGUAAAGAGGAGAAGGAACGGACUAAAGAGGACAAGGAUAGGAGCAAAGAGGAGAGAAAGGACAAGAGUAAACCUCGGGACAGGAAGCAUAAAGUCAAGGAUAAGGAGAGGGAGAAAGUCAAGACGGACAUAAUGCCGAUGGCGAGGAAGAAAGACAAGGAGCCUGGAGGAGGAGGUGGUGCUGUCUCAGUUUUGUCUCUCAACUCGCGGCCUGAGGAGGCGCGAGAUGGCUGCAAACACAAGUCAUCGCAAGGUAAGAAGGAGAAGAGCGGCCACCGGUCAGACGCUCUCACACCCAAAUCCGACGCAUCGGCACCCAAGUCGGACCCCAAAGCCUCGCCCAUCAAGCCGGCCCCACUCAGGCGAGACGGCAAGAAAGAGGAGCCCAAGAAGCCCCCCAGGACGCUCAUCACGAUUGACCUCUUUAAGCCCAUGGAGGCCCACCAGACGGUGGCGCUUUCUUUUAAAACUCACCAUCACCAACACGGCAGCGCCAGGCCCACAGACAACCGGACGCUGGUUCCCUUCAAAGGGACCAAAGUGAAAAGUGGGCCGCCGCUUGCAGACCCCCAAACGCAGCAGCAGCACUCGGCGCUUAAGCAAACACUCAAAACUCACAAAGACUUCCUCAUUUGAAUGUCGCCCCUUUUUUGUGGUGAGCAUCACACACACACACACACACACACACACUCCUAUACUACCCAGAAAAGGUUUGUUUUGCUUUUGGGGUGAACCUAAAGUGCACUAGCACCUUAGAACCAGGUGAACUUAGUUUGACCCCGAAGCUGAAUAGGUGUUACACCGGUGACCAUCUUCUAAUGCAAUUCUUUUCCGUGACUCCUCCAGUCACUCUGUUGCAACCUGCUGAUGCCACUCUAAGGUCAGUAGCCUCUUCACCUUGUCCUGAGACUGGCAGAGUCACCGAAAGGCACAAAAGUGGACAUCCUCAAAAACCGUUCUGAAUGUUGCCAUUGAGCUCCUUUUUCCAGAGCAGCAAGUUGUACAAAAAGUAGCAAAACUUUGAACAGGUUUCAAAUGAAGUUCUCCUGUAAAAGUUAGUGCAUUUUGUCCUCAACAUUUCCCCCCCAAAACUCAAUACAUCACAAACCUUUUGUGGCUAGUGUACGAGCAGGAUGCACUCCCACAUAUUCAAACGGAGGAAGACGAAUGUGAGCCAAGUAGCUCGCUUCAAAUUUUAUUUGUUCCGCGAAUGUACGCCGGUAUCUGUCAGUGCCUACUCACUACUUGGCAUUUUUUUAAUAGCAGCCACUGAAGGUACAAGACUCUCAAUUUCAAAGGAACCACACACACACACACACACAAUACAAUACAAUUGCUACACAAUAAUGAGCAUCUACUGAAUCAUGUUUGCCGUUUUUAAAUUGUUUUGGUUUCAAGCACUCCGCAAAUGUUGAUGCAUUGGGUUUUUUUCAGAUGGGACUUCCAAGCCAACACUGAGCUGUAAAUUAUUCUGUAUGUACCAAAAACUGUACAGCAUAAAUCGAUGUUAUUAGCACCACAUGAGGAAAUGUAUACAGAAAUUGCAUAUAUUUUUUUGUAAGACGAGUUUUAUUUUCCAUAGAACUUAUUUAUAUCAUUUAACUGUCUUGUUUUUAUUUGAGGCCAACGUACAUGGACAAGGUUGUUUAUUUUUUUGUUUUAAAGUGUAAAUACAUUUUAUUUCCUAAGAUAAAAGACUUGGUAGUGUGAUUUAUACUCUGAUCGGAACCUCAAUAAAUGGUUCAAAAAUA